This is a messenger RNA of Schistocerca piceifrons (Central American locust), 2183 nucleotides long. RefSeq names its product pyruvate dehydrogenase protein X component, mitochondrial-like. NCBI's taxonomy places the organism in Eukaryota, Metazoa, Arthropoda, Insecta, Orthoptera, Acrididae. Gene Ontology annotation, molecular function: acyltransferase activity. The transcript has 10 exons. Gene Ontology annotation, biological process: pyruvate decarboxylation to acetyl-CoA. Gene Ontology annotation, cellular component: mitochondrion; pyruvate dehydrogenase complex. The record is from RefSeq and is a predicted model, not a curated record. Bases 224 to 1678 code for a protein of 484 amino acids.
CCAAUACCAACACCGGUAGAAAAAUAUCUUACAUUUGGCGAGCACCGAUCGUAUUGUUUUUUAUGGCGCUAACAAUGUGUUUAUUGUUGAUGGUUGAAUUCCACUUCGCGUGACAGGAAGAAAAUUGCGUCGUCUGCAAAAUCAACUAAUGUGCACUGAUUUAUAUUAUCUUGAACACCAGAACUGGAAUGAAGGUCGAAUUACGGUCGUCAGGAAGUAAAUAAUGGCUGCAGCUGUGAGGAUUCGCGUUGCCCAGUUGGUUCAAAAGCACGCUUUUUCACUAUUGACACAACCUAGGUGCUUGGCAGCUACUCAGAAACUAUGUUUCCACAAUUCUUACUUGCUAUGUGUUGCUGGGCAAGAAAUCAAGAUGCCUUCACUUUCCCCUACCAUGUCAGAAGGGACAAUUGUGAAAUGGUUGAAGAAGGAAGGAGAUGUUGUUCAGCCAGGUGACGUUCUCUGUGACAUACAGACUGACAAAGCUGUUGUCUCAUUUGAAACUGAAGAAGAGGGCGUCCUUGCAAAAAUCCUGGUUCCAGAGAACACAGCUGAUGUCAAGGUGGGAACGCUGAUAGCUCUGAUGGUGGCUCAGGGAGAGGACUGGAAGUCUGUGGAAGUGCCGGCUUCGGGUGGGGCACCGCCCCCUGCCCCUGCUCCUGCUCCAUCUGCCCCAACCGCCCCACCCCCGGCUCCUUCUGUCGCUGCGAAACCUCGCCACCCAGAAACACCACACAACAUUGGUCCCGCUGUUAGACUUCUUCUGGAGCAAUACGGUCUGCAGCCAUCAGACAUACCUGGAACCGGCCGAGGAGGGAAGGUGCUCAAGGGCGAUGUCCUCGAAUUUGUCAAAAAGAACACACUGAAGCCGAAGCCACCAAAGCAAGUUCCUCCACCUCAGGCGGCCAAAGCACCUCCGCCAGGUGCUGUGCGAAAGCCAGCUGCAGGAGCAGCAGCGAAAGUUAAGCCGCCGGGCGCAAAGUUCUCAGAUCUUGAGCUGACUAACAUGCGCCGCACCAUCGCAAAGAGGCUGACACAAUCCAAGUCAACAAUACCACAUGCCUAUGGCAGCGUCAAAUGUACAAUAGACAAAAUAUUAGCUUUAAGGAAGCAGUUGAAAUCAGAUGGUAUAUCUGUAUCUGUGAAUGACUUUGUUGUGAAAGCUGUUGCAAAUGCAUUGCUCCAGUAUCCUGAAGUUAAUGUACAUUGGAUCGAUGGAAAGAUAGUUCAUAUUCCAACUGUGGAUGUAUCAAUAGCAGUUGCCACAGAUGCUGGUUUGAUCACACCCAUAGUGAAAAAUGCAGCAGGCAAGGGUAUCGAAACGAUCUCAACAGAAAUACGCGAACUGGCAGAAAAAGCACGAUCUGGGAAACUCCAGCCUCAUGAAUUCCAAGGUGGAAGCUUCACGGUAUCCAAUUUGGGCAUGUUUGGCAUUGGAGAAUUCAGUGCUAUCAUCAAUCCCCCACAGUGUGCCAUUCUUGCAGUCGGAGGUGGGAAACAAGUAAUAAACUCUGAAGGACGACCGGAGACCCGCAUGGUGGCAACACUGUCGUACGAUAACCGUGCCAUUGAGGAUACAGUGGCAGCUCAGUUUCUGCGUGCUGUUGGUGAUUUUCUUGAUGAUCCAAAUGUGCUGCUACUUGGUAGUGCCCCAGGACUUCGUUCUGAACUCAGUUCGUGAGAGAGAGAGGCAUGAUUUUCAAAGUAGGUAUUUUCAGGGAGGCAGAAGAAUGAACUUUGAAGACCAUUACUCUUUGACUAGUGAAAUCCUUACGAACAGUUGUUAAAAACCAUAAGAUGUUGUUGAAUAUGUUGUAAGCAUUUUGUUAAAUGGAGAUAUAUUUAUUUUAAUGUUUUGUGUGACAGUGUCCUUGUUCGUGUUGUAUAUGAAACAAUAUGCACUGCCUAUUUAUAUUGAUUUAUUUGAUUGAUUCCAGAAACAAGAAGGUUCUUUGGACACUGUGUAGACUGUGUAAUGUACAUAAGAAAUAAUUCGUAUGACUGAACUGUUGUUUGUGAAUCUUUGAACAUGCAUUUGUUGCUUGUGUAACUUAUUCAAAAUUUUGUUGUUAUGAAUGCCAGAUUUAUUUUAUUGCUCAAAUUGGUACCUGAGCAAGCAAUUUGUAUACCUUUUAGGUCUGUAGAAUGUGAUAACUGUACAAACGUAUAAAACAAUUUUAACAGUU